Molecule: messenger RNA, 393 nt
Organism: Tauraco erythrolophus (red-crested turaco)
Lineage: Eukaryota; Metazoa; Chordata; Aves; Musophagiformes; Musophagidae
Gene: PRNP
Product: prion protein (Kanno blood group)
Biological process (GO): protein homooligomerization
Cellular component (GO): membrane
Source: RefSeq, a predicted model, not a curated record
AUGGGCCGCGUCAUGUCGGGGAUGCACUAUCGCUUCGACAGCCCCGACGAGUACCGCUGGUGGAACGAGAACGCGGCGCGUUACCCCAACCAGGUUUACUACCGGGAUUACAGCAGCCCCGUCUCGCAGGACGUCUUCGUCGCCGACUGCUUUAACAUCACGGUGACCGAGUACAACAUCGGCCCCGCCGCCAAGAAGAACGCCUCGGAGGAGGCCGGCCCGGCGGCGAACCAAACGGAGGUGGAGCUGGAGACCAAGGUGGUGACGAAGGUGAUCCGGGAGAUGUGCAUCCAGCAGUACCGCGAGUACCGCCUGGCCUCCGGCAUCCGGCUGCACCUCGCCGACGCCUCCCUCGCCGCCCUCCUCCUCCUCACCCUCUUCGCCAUGCACUGA